GUAAUUGUCAGCUCGGGAUCUGAGACUUCCAGAAAAUGAAGCUGGCGGCAGGACCGUGGGUCUGGGUGAGCCUUCUGCUGGCAGCGGGGACCGUCCAGCCCAACGCCUCCCAGUCAGUGUGUGCAGGAACAGAGAACAAGCUGAGCUCUCUCUCUGACCUGGAGCAGCAGUAUCGAGCUUUGCGCAAAUACUAUGAGAACUGUGAAGUAGUCAUGGGCAACCUGGAGAUAACCAGCAUCGAGCACAACCGGGACCUCUCCUUUCUGCGGUCUAUUCGGGAAGUCACAGGCUACGUGUUAGUGGCUCUUAAUCAGUUUCGUUACCUGCCUCUGGAGAAUUUACGCAUUAUCCGUGGGACAAAACUUUAUGAGGAUCGAUAUGCCUUGGCAGUAUUUUUAAACUACAGAAAAGAUGGGAACUUUGGACUUCAAGAACUUGGAUUGAAGAAUUUGACAGAAAUCCUUAAUGGUGGAGUAUAUGUAGACCAGAACAAAUUUCUCUGUUACACAGACACAAUUCAUUGGCAAGAUAUUGUUCGGAAUCCAUGGCCUUCCAACUUGACUCUGGUAUCAACAAAUGGUAGCUCAGGAUGUGGACGUUGUCAUAAGUCCUGUACUGGCCGAUGCUGGGGACCCACAGAAAAUCAUUGCCAGACCUUGACAAGGACGGUGUGUGCAGAACAGUGUGAUGGCAGGUGCUAUGGGCCCUAUGUCAGUGACUGCUGUCAUAGAGAAUGUGCUGGGGGCUGCUCAGGACCUAAGGACACAGACUGCUUUGCCUGCAUGAAUUUCAAUGACAGUGGAGCAUGUGUUACUCAGUGUCCUCAAACUUUUGUCUAUAAUCCAACCACCUUUCAACUGGAGCAUAACUUCAAUGCAAAGUAUACAUAUGGAGCAUUUUGUGUCAAGAAAUGCCCACAUAACUUUGUGGUGGAUUCCAGUUCUUGUGUGCGUGCCUGCCCUAGUUCCAAGAUGGAAGUAGAAGAAAAUGGGAUUAAAAUGUGUAAACCUUGCACUGAUAUUUGCCCAAAAGCUUGUGAUGGCAUCGGCACAGGAUCAUUGAUGUCGGCUCAGACUGUGGAUUCCAGUAACAUUGACAAAUUCAUAAACUGCACCAAAAUCAAUGGGAAUUUGAUCUUCCUUGUCACUGGUAUUCAUGGAGACCCUUACAAUGCAAUUGAAGCCAUAGACCCAGAGAAACUGAAUGUCUUCCGCACAGUUCGAGAGAUAACGGGUUUCUUGAACAUACAGUCAUGGCCUCCAAACAUGACCGACUUCAGUGUUUUUUCCAACCUGGUGACCAUUGGUGGAAGAGUACUCUAUAGUGGCCUCUCCUUGCUUAUCCUUAAGCAACAGGGCAUCACUUCUCUACAAUUCCAAUCCCUGAAGGAAAUCAGUGCGGGAAACAUCUACAUUACUGACAACAGCAACCUGUGUUAUUAUCAUACCAUUAAUUGGACAACACUCUUCAGCACUAUCAACCAAAGAAUAGUGAUCCGGGAUAACAGGAAAGCUGAAAACUGUACUGCUGAAGGAAUGGUGUGCAACCAUCUGUGUUCAAGCGAUGGCUGCUGGGGACCUGGCCCCGAUCAGUGCCUGUCCUGCCGUCGCUUCAGCAGAGGAAGGAGCUGCAUAGAGUCUUGUAACCUCUAUGACGGUGAAUUUCGAGAGUUUGAGAAUGGCUCCAUCUGUGUGGAGUGUGACCCCCAGUGUGAGAAGAUGGAAGAUGGCAUCCUCACCUGCCAUGGACCGGGACCUGACAACUGCACAAAGUGCUCCCAUUUUAAGGAUGGCCCGAACUGUGUGGAAAAAUGUCCAGAUGGCUUACAGGGGGCAAACAGUUUUAUUUUCAAGUAUGCUGAUCAGGAUCGGGAGUGCCAUCCAUGCCAUCCAAACUGCACCCAAGGGUGUAGCGGUCCCACUAGUCAUGACUGCAUUUAUUAUCCUUGGACGGGCCAUUCCACUUUACCACAACAUGCUAGAACUCCUCUAAUUGCAGCGGGAGUCAUCGGUGGGCUCUUCAUCCUGGUCAUCGUGGGUCUAACAUUUGCAGUUUAUGUUAGAAGGAAGAGCAUUAAAAAGAAAAGAGCCUUGAGAAGGUUUCUGGAAACAGAGUUGGUAGAACCCUUAACUCCCAGUGGCACGGCGCCCAAUCAAGCUCAACUUCGUAUUUUGAAAGAAACUGAGCUUAAAAGAGUGAAAGUACUUGGCUCAGGUGCUUUUGGAACAGUUUAUAAAGGUAUCUGGGUGCCUGAAGGAGAAACAGUAAAGAUUCCUGUGGCUAUUAAAAUUCUUAAUGAAACAACUGGUCCCAAAGCCAAUGUGGAAUUCAUGGAUGAAGCUUUGAUCAUGGCAAGUAUGGACCAUCCACACUUAGUCCGGUUAUUGGGUGUGUGUCUGAGCCCAACCAUUCAGCUGGUUACACAGCUUAUGCCCCAUGGUUGCCUGUUGGAUUAUGUCCAUGAACACAAGGAUAACAUUGGAUCCCAGCUGCUGCUUAACUGGUGUGUCCAGAUAGCUAAGGGGAUGAUGUACCUGGAAGAAAGACGGCUUGUUCAUCGGGACUUGGCAGCCCGAAAUGUCUUAGUGAAAUCUCCAAACCAUGUGAAAAUCACAGAUUUUGGACUAGCCAGACUCUUAGAAGGAGAUGAAAAAGAGUAUAAUGCUGAUGGAGGAAAGAUGCCAAUUAAAUGGAUGGCUCUCGAGUGUAUACACUAUAGGAAAUUCACCCAUCAGAGUGAUGUUUGGAGCUAUGGAGUCACUAUAUGGGAACUGAUGACAUUUGGAGGAAAACCCUACGAUGGAAUUCCAACCCGAGAAAUCCCUGAUUUAUUAGAGAAAGGAGAACGUUUGCCCCAGCCUCCUAUCUGCACUAUUGACGUUUACAUGGUCAUGGUCAAAUGUUGGAUGAUUGAUGCUGACAGUAGGCCUAAAUUUAAGGAACUGGCUGCUGAGUUUUCGAGGAUGGCUCGAGACCCUCAAAGAUAUCUAGUCAUUCAGGGUGACGAUCGCAUGAAGCUUCCCAGUCCAAAUGACAGCAAGUUCUUUCAGAAUCUCUUGGAUGAAGAGGAUUUGGAAGACAUGAUGGAUGCUGAGGAAUACUUGGUCCCUCAGGCGUUCAACAUCCCACCUCCCAUCUAUACUUCCAGAGCAAGAAUUGACUCAAAUAGGAGUGAAAUUGGACACAGCCCUCCUCCUGCCUACACCCCCAUGUCAGGAAACCAGUUUGUAUACCGAGAUGGGGGUUUUGCUGCAGAACAAGGAGUGCCUGUGCCCUACAGAGCCACAACCAGCACGAUCCCAGAAGCUCCAGUUGCUCAGGGGGCUACAGCUGAGAUUUUUGAUGACUCCUGUUGUAAUGGCACCCUACGCAAGCCAGUGGCACCCCAUGUCCAAGAGGAUAGCAGCACCCAGAGGUACAGCGCUGAUCCCACUGUGUUUGCCCCGGAACGAAGCCCACGAGGAGAGCUGGAUGAAGAAGGUUACAUGACCCCUAUGCGAGAUAAACCUAAACAAGAAUACUUGAACCCUGUGGAGGAGAACCCUUUUGUUUCUCGGAGGAAGAAUGGAGACCUUCAAGCUUUGGAUAAUCCCGAAUAUCACAAUGCUUCCAAUGGUCCACCCAAGGCAGAGGAUGAGUAUGUGAAUGAGCCACUGUACCUCAACACCUUUGCCAACGCAUUGGGGAAUGCCGAAUACCUGAAGAACAAUGUACUGUCUGUGCCAGAGAAGGCCAAGAAAGCAUUCGACAACCCUGACUACUGGAACCACAGCCUGCCACCUCGGAGCACCCUUCAGCACCCAGACUACCUGCAGGAGUACAGCACAAAAUAUUUUUAUAAACAAAAUGGACGGAUCCGGCCUAUUGUGGCAGAGAAUCCUGAAUACCUCUCUGAGUUCUCGCUGAAGCCAGGCACUGUGCUGCCUCCUCCACCCUACAGACACCGAAAUACUGUGGUGUAAGCUCAGCAGUGGCUUUAAGAUACAGACACACCCGCUCCAAUUUCCCUGCCGCCUCUCUUUCUCUUAUGGUCUUCCUUCUAUUCCCAAGGCCAGUAGAUUUGACACUUCCCAAUGGAAGAUAUAGAGAUGCAAUGAUAGUCAUGUGCUUAUCUAACUUGAACACUAGAAGGAAGAACUGAAAGAGAAAGACAGGAGGAACCACACUGUUUCUUCAUUUCUCUGCAUGGGUUGGUCAGGAGACUGGAACAGCUAGAGAAGGACCAGCAAAUAAAAGGCAAUACUGCCUGCUGUCAAGCUAGUUCUCAACGUUUUCUCUUUCUUCUUUCUAUUUCUUUUUUUUUUUUUCUAAAUGCAGAUGCCUGAAAGACCCAUGCUAUCUGUUCCUAUCUGUAGGAACUGAUGUGUGCAUUUACACUAUCCUUGGAAAUCGUAAUGAAGUUUCCAUUAGAACAAAAGGAUAACCUUUUCUAUAACAAAUGAGAGUAACUGAAAUUGAAAAUCCAAUUUCCUUUUCCAACAGUUUCUAUCCUAACAAGCAAGAAUGGCCAACUCAGCUUUCAUAAUUUUUUAAUCUCUCUAAAAGUUAUAACUAGUAAUUAUGUUUGGAGGGAUUUUCUUGGUCUUUUUGUUUUGUUUUGUUCUGACAGCUUUGGUCUGUCUCUUUAUAUUACUUUUACCUCCCUAUAUUUUGACUUUAAUUUCUAAUUGCAAAAAUUUUUACA
This is a messenger RNA of Nyctereutes procyonoides (raccoon dog), 4684 nucleotides long. It is a transcript of the gene ERBB4, whose product is annotated as erb-b2 receptor tyrosine kinase 4. The coding region runs from base 36 to 3962 and encodes 1308 amino acids. Gene Ontology annotation, biological process: multicellular organism development; positive regulation of kinase activity; positive regulation of cell population proliferation. Lineage: Eukaryota; Metazoa; Chordata; Mammalia; Carnivora; Canidae. The transcript has 28 exons. Gene Ontology annotation, cellular component: signaling receptor complex; basal plasma membrane. Gene Ontology annotation, molecular function: transmembrane receptor protein tyrosine kinase activity; epidermal growth factor receptor binding; ATP binding. The record is from RefSeq and is a predicted model, not a curated record.